AUGCUAAGCCGGUGGUUGUGCGUGUACCCCGUCACGCUCGCUGGAUCAAGCCACCUGCAAAUUCCUUUAUCCUCAACUGUGAUGGGGCUUUUUGCUGGAGAUGAGCCGUGUGGGCUGGAGGUUCUGGGUACUGAACUGGCUGCAAUUCGGGAGGGUCUCAGGGUGAUGUCAGCAGCUGGUUUCUCUAGAUUUACUGUUGCCUCUGAUUCACAGCAGGCUAUGACCAUAUUGCAGGAGCGGGGGGAGUGGUGA
Molecule: messenger RNA, 252 nt
Organism: Prunus armeniaca (apricot)
Lineage: Eukaryota; Viridiplantae; Streptophyta; Magnoliopsida; Rosales; Rosaceae
Source: the annotation of a GenBank genome assembly